AUGACGACUUUCAUCGCAAUGCAAACCAGGAGAGUUUUCCGUCUGGGGGCUCCGUACCCGUCGAGCUGUUCCGACGAUUGGACCCACGAUAAGCUCCCAUCGUGGGUGAAUAAAUCGGCGCUGAUUGAGGACUACACCCCUCAACUGUGUCUCGAAUUAUGUCAUUCCGAUGCUCUGAACAAAAGAUGCGCAGGCUGUGUAAUCAAGGGGAACAACAUCUCGCUGAGAGCUGCGAUGGACGCUUUCACGUUCUGCUCGCGGAAUUUGAGCUGUGCUGUGGAGUGGUUGCAAUCAGAUGGAAACUUCAAUUGCAAUUGUCCACAAAGGUGCAGUGAGACGGUCGUGAAAUACCAAUCGUCUUUCGCCGCGUGGUCUACUGAAGACAGGAGCGACCGUCAUCUCGUCAAAGUUUCGAUAUAUUUCACAACAGUUUCUUGGGAACAGGUGACCGAGUUCCCGCUCAUGUCCAGCAUCGCCGCUCUCACCCUCGUUGGCGGUUUCCUGAACAUGUACGUGGGACUAACAUUUUUAUCCCUGUAUGAAUUUAUAGAAAUCGGAGUCUUCAUUUAUGUUCGACUCAAAUCAAAAUACCAAGUUCGAAGGGGGGUGUAG
Molecule: messenger RNA, 612 nt
Organism: Galendromus occidentalis (western predatory mite)
Lineage: Eukaryota; Metazoa; Arthropoda; Arachnida; Mesostigmata; Phytoseiidae
Exons: 1
Coding region: 1-612 (203 amino acids)
Source: RefSeq, a predicted model, not a curated record